This is a messenger RNA of Dermatophagoides pteronyssinus (European house dust mite), 1133 nucleotides long. RefSeq lists its product as uncharacterized. Lineage: Eukaryota; Metazoa; Arthropoda; Arachnida; Sarcoptiformes; Pyroglyphidae. The record is from RefSeq and is a predicted model, not a curated record.
AUGAACCAAAUACAUAGCCCUUAUCUACGUGUGUUUGUCCUAUUACAUGGUGCAUUUGGAUUACAAUUAUUACCAAUAACAUUUACAAAUCAACGUUCAUCAAUCUAUUUGAUUAUAAAUUUAUUAUUAAAUACAAUAACAUUAUAUUGUAUUUAUUAUGAUUCGAUUGUUGCCGAUAGUAUUGUACAACAUCAAUCACAUAAAUUAUAUCAUCAUUUUUUACGUUUAAAUUUUCAUCUUAUCUAUCCAAUUAUAUAUUUUUGUUUUAUAUUCAAUUAUCUUCUAUACGGUUAUCGUAUUAUUUUAUUAUUAGAUUCACCUGUAUUUAUUCACCGAUCAUUAAUGUUUGAUUGUCGUCGUAAUCGUUUAAAAGCAUUAACGAUUUAUUUAGCUGUAAAAUUAUUCUGGGAUCAUUGGUCAUUCGUUAAUAAUUAUCAUUGGAUUAUUAUUCUUAUUUAUAAAUUUAAUUGGCGUCAAUUUAAAUUAUUAUUUGGUUUAUAUUUUUAUCAUAUUUAUAUUAUUACAACAUGGUUUCUAUUAUAUUAUCAUCAAAUUGUUUUGUAUUUAACAUUACAAAGAAUUCAACAAAAAUUAUCCGCCAAAUCCGUUAUAAAAAAUAAUAAUUAUAAUAAUUUUUCAUUUGAAAAACGUUUAUAUCGUUCAAUUCGUAAUGUUUCACUAAAAAAUCAACAAAUUCAAUCAAAAUUUUCAUUAAUAUUGGCUGUUAUAUUUUUAGAACAUAGUAUUGUAACGAUAACAAGUUUAUGUUAUCUAUUUCUUGAUCAAAUGGGUAAUGAAAUGAAUCGUCCAUUAUCCAUUUAUUCACAUUCAUUACGGUUUUUAAUUUAUUUUGGUUUAAUUGAAAUUAAUCGUCAAAAUAUUCAAUUAUUUGAUCAAAUUGAACGUUAUUUUAAUUGUAAAAUAUUCAAUAAUAAUGAAGGGAAAAAAAUUUCAUCAAGAUUUUCACAAUUUUCACAAUUAAAAUUAUAUCGACAAUAUUAUCCAUUAUCAAUAUUUCAUUUUAUGAAUAUUGAUGCUAUAACAGCAUUAGAAUUAUUUUUUAUUUCAUUAAGUUUUGUUUUAAUUAUUUCAUUAGCAUAAACAUCAUUUGAUUUUAUUUAUAAAAUUUGUUU